CUUCUGGAGCUCCCGUAGCUGAUCCCCUUUGCCCUCACACUCACAGCAUGGAUCCCUUCCACAACUUUAUCGCGGUGUCUUAGUGUUGUAUUCGUUGCCUUUGGGAUCAACGGGGUUUCGUGUGGAUUCUGUGAACUCGUCCCGAACGCCAUGUUUACCACCACCGGCUCCCGGGGCCUGUACAAGGCUCCCCUGUCCAAAGGCCUCCUGCUGGUUCUGAGCGGGCUGACCGUGAUGCUCGCCCUGCUGCCACAGUACCAGGAGCUGUUUGUGUACGACCUGCAGGCCGUCACGCAGCACCACCGGCUGUGGAGUUUGUUGUUCGGCAGGCUGGUCUGUCUCGACGUGAAGGACUCCUUCUGUAGCGCCCUGCUCAUUUACAACUUCCGGAUCUUUGAAAGGCGCUUUGGCAGCAGGAAGUUUGCCUCCUUCUUGUUGGCCACGUGGUGUCUCUCCGCGCUGACGGACUUCCUGCUGGCCCGGGCUUUCCGCUCUCUGUUCGACUACGAGGUGGAGGAACUGCCUGCAGGCCUGCUGGCUCCGGUCUUCGCUCUGUUUGUGCCUUUCUACCGGUUGAUCCCCAGGGUCCCAGUCACUCAGGUCCUGGGCCAAAUCCACAUCACCAACAAGUCUCUGGUCUACAUAGUGGGCCUGCAGCUGUUGACUUCCAGUCCCUUCAUGUGGCUCCUCGCACUCAGCGGACUGAUCGCAGGUGGCCUUUACCACUCCAAUGUCCUCUGGAUGCAGAAGCUCAUCUUUGUACCUGCCUGCGUGUCUUUUAUUGGACGGAAUAUUCUGGAGCCGAUCUUCUCGAGCGCCCAGCCGAGCGGUGAGGCGCCGCUGGGUAUGGGGGCCACUCUGGACAUCCAGAGGCAGCAGAGGAUGGACGUGCUGGACCAGCAGCUGCUGCUGGCCCAGUACAACGAGUCCACGAGGAACAACAGGCCACAGCCUCCGUCCGGGUUGUUCGGCUGGACCAGGCUGUUCUCCACCCUGAGACAAAGAGGACAGAACCGUCCCCCAGUGCAGCCCCCUCCCCAGGCUCAGACGCGGCCCACACAGUCCCCUCCGUCGGACCCGUCUCCUGUCGCAGAGGAGCAGUGGGUUGCCCUGUUGGUGGAAAUGGGCUUUUCCAGGAGCGAUGCCCUCGAGGCCCUCAGAGCUUCAAACAACGACAUCAACGCGGCAACUAACUUCCUCCUGCAACACUGA
Molecule: messenger RNA, 1212 nt
Organism: Gasterosteus aculeatus aculeatus (three-spined stickleback)
Lineage: Eukaryota; Metazoa; Chordata; Actinopteri; Perciformes; Gasterosteidae
Source: RefSeq, a predicted model, not a curated record